Messenger RNA from Procambarus clarkii (red swamp crayfish), 2517 nucleotides. NCBI's taxonomy places the organism in Eukaryota, Metazoa, Arthropoda, Malacostraca, Decapoda, Cambaridae. The record is from RefSeq and is a predicted model, not a curated record.
AUGUUAAUGCAAACGAUCAAGCUGCCUGAGGAGAGACUGUGGCUGGUGCUCGGCGGCGAGUGUCUUCCCACCAACAGUGGCAGGACUUGGUACACCUCUCAUCUACCGUAGCCAUUAUACACUAAUAACAACAACACAAAGGAAGAGAAGUAACACUACACAUCUGCUCGUGCAUUUAUUGGAAGGCUAAAUGAAACGCAUCAUUGGUAGAACGUCAGUGGCAGUGCAGCAGAGUAUACGUGUAUACCUGUAAAUAGAUCUGUGAAGCAAUGAAGAAACUCAGCAGAAAAUUUAUAGAUACUCUUCGAGUGCACGUGAAGGGUGGCAGUGGAGGUCUGGGGUUUCCUCGACUUGGUGGUGUUGGGGGCAAAGGUGGAGAUGUUUACGUGGAAGCUUGUAAAGAAUAUACCCUGAAGAAAACAUUAAAUGCUAAACCUGGAAAACGCUGGAUUGCAGCUAGUGGUGGCAAUAGCAGCAAGUUUCUCAUCUUGGGGAAAGGAGCUGAAGACCUUACUAUUCCUGUUCCUGUUGGUACUUCAAUCAAAUUAGAUCAACAAAAACUACUUGGUGAUGUUAACUGUGUAGGAGACAAGGUGCUGGUGGCCAGGGGUGGAGCAGGUGGCUCACCUGUCAACCAGUACAAUGGACAGAAGGGGCAGGCAUGGGAUUUGCAACUUGAGCUGAAGUUGCUAGCAGAUGUGGGUCUUGUUGGUUUUCCAAAUGCUGGUAAAUCAACACUUUUAAGAGCAAUUUCCAGGGCUAAACCCAAAAUUGCUAGUUACCCAUUUACAACAUUGCAACCCAAUAUUGCAAUGGCAGAAUUCGAAGAUGGACGCCAAAUUAGCAUUGCAGACCUUCCUGGUUUGAUAGAAGGAGCAUGGGCCAAUGUUGGCAUGGGGCAUAAAUUUCUUAGACAUGUUGAAAGAACAAAGCUUCUUCUCUUUGUUGUUGAUAUCAAUGGUUUUCAGUUGGGACCCAAGCAUCCAUACCGAACUGCAGUGGAAAACAUUAUUCUCUUAAAUAAGGAGUUGGAGAUAUAUUCCCCGGACCUCCUUGAUAAGCCUGCCUUGCUCAUGAUCAACAAAAUGGAUUGCCUAAAUGCUGAAGACAAUCUGAAGAAGCUCCUGAAAGACCUUAGCCAGAUGAAGGAAUUAUGCAUGAAUUUCCCAGAAGAAUUUCGCCCACUCGAAUUAGUUAAUUUUGAUGAUGUUAUACCAUGCUCGGCUCGAGAGAAUAGAGCUUCAGUAAAUUGCCUAAAACAGCGUUUGCGUGAGCUUCUCGACUUUUAUGGAGAUCAGGAAAGGAAUCAAGCUACAGUGGUCGCUACAGCUAAGGAAAAAGUAAAAAAGCAGCUAUGUGAAAGUAGUAACCGUUUAACAUGAUUCUUCUCUGUAGACUGUAUUUUUGUAUAUACAUUACUAUAUGCUGUAAAUUUUCCCGUAUUAAUAAUACAGAAUAAAAGAUGGUUAAUAAACAAAAAAGUACAUGAUCUUUAAUUUUGUAUUGGUAAAUGUGACCCAUUAAAUUGUAACAAUCUCUGCAACAGUAUUUACCAGAAGUAAGCAUUUCAUUACAUUCAUUGCUGGGUUCAUGAAUGGUCAUUUGAGGCCAUGUAGUAGACAAAAUGGAACUGAGACAGUGCAAUCAAAAAUUAGUAGGCUAGUUAAAAAUCAGCAUACCAAAUGAAAUAUUUAUUUCAAACAUACAAUACUGUACCUGCAUUCAUUUAGGUUUAGAUACCAAUGAGAUGAACAAUUAUUGUAGCAAGUCACAAGUUCAAAUCCAUAUAUGAAUUACAGUAUAAUAUACUGUACAUGUACUUUAAUUUAAUAAAGCAUUAGUGACAACUGAUUGGUAAUCACAAAUGCUAACUCAUAGAAUGUCAGCUGGAGAUACAUUAAACAGCAAUUCUUCUGCUGGAGAUAUAUUAAACACAGCAACACUGCCACAAUGUUUAUGCAGAACAGCAGAGCCUAUAAUUAUGAAGUAUGCCACAGAUGUGUUAUGAGGGUGGGGAAAAACAUGCUACUUACCCAGUAGCAAGUACAGUUAGUAUAAAUAUUGGUCUUUACAUUGGUACAGUACUACUGUACAGUAUGUAUGAAGCAAUCAGUCUCAAACAGAUCAAAAUUUCAAUGCUGAUAAUAUAAAUAAGAUAUUUCUUUUUAAAUAAACUAAUUUGAAAAGAAAUAUUUGAAAAUAACAACAAUUACUCUGCCUGUUAGGCAAAUCAGACCUUGCAUACUAGGCCAAGUAGUGCAGUCUGGCUAUUAGGUAGGAUACAAACUCACACUCUGACUGUAUAUUAUAAUUGUUAAAGUCAAUAAUCAACAUUAUUUAAAACUUAGGAAAUGUUUUAGAUAAAUAUAAAUUGCAUAAUAAAAGUGAAUUAUUUAAACAUUAGGUCUUGGAAGAAAAUUGAAUACAAGAACAAAAGUAGUUGAGGAACUUUACAAUUUUGUUUACAGUCAUUCAAGUAUGGAGACAUUGCAUUAAAAAAAAGCAUCAUCUCACUGA